This is a messenger RNA of Elaeis guineensis (African oil palm), 896 nucleotides long. Its product is annotated as large ribosomal subunit protein eL18y. Gene Ontology annotation, biological process: translation. The record is from RefSeq and is a predicted model, not a curated record. Lineage: Eukaryota; Viridiplantae; Streptophyta; Magnoliopsida; Arecales; Arecaceae. Gene Ontology annotation, molecular function: RNA binding; structural constituent of ribosome. Gene Ontology annotation, cellular component: ribosome; cytosolic large ribosomal subunit.
AUACCCCACAAACGAAACCCUUAGACGGGGAGUCGAGGGCGGGCCGUUAAAACCCUAGAACCGAAGCCGCCGCAGGGGACCAAGGAGAGGAGGAGGACCUUUAGCCAUGGGUAUCGAUCUCAAAGCCGGCGGCAGAAGCAAGAAGGCCAGGCGCACCGCGCCCAAGUCCGACGAUGUCUACCUCAAGCUCCUUGUCAAGCUGUAUAGGUUUCUAGUGCGGAGGACGGGGAGCAGGUUCAAUGCGGUGAUCCUCAGGCGCCUGUUUAUGAGUAAGGUCAACAAGCCCCCCCUUUCCCUCAAAAGGCUCGUCACCUUCAUGCAAGGAAAGGAGGAUAAGAUCGCAGUUAUUGUUGGCACAGUGACUGAUGAUAAGAGAGUUUAUGAGGUUCCAGCAAUGAAGGUGACGGCUUUAAGGUUCACGGAGACGGCUAGGGCAAGGAUCGUCAAGGCCGGGGGUGAAUGCUUGACCUUUGAUCAGCUUGCCCUCCGAGCUCCACUUGGACAGAACACGGUUCUCCUCAGGGGUCCAAAGAAUGCUAGGGAAGCUGUGAAGCACUUUGGUAAGGCUCCUGGAGUUCCACACAGCCAUACCAAGCCUUACGUCCGAUCCAAGGGGAGAAAAUUUGAGAAGGCAAGAGGAAGAAGGAACAGCAGGGGAUUUAGGGUUUAAGUUGGUUUAUCUUGUUUUCAUCCCAAAGGAAGAACAAAUGUUGAUGUUUUUAGCAGUGAGGAUUGUUGACAUGCAAAUUUUUGGUGUGUUUCAGUUUUCAGUAGAAUUUUAUCAGGUCUGGCAUGUAAUUUUCUCUUUAAAAUGCGGAUCACCAUCAUAUGCAUUAAGAAACUUUAAUUUGGAUUGGGAUAUGCGUUUCCACCUAAUGCUAGAAAAUGUUUUGUUA